Amphimedon queenslandica is the source of this 489-nucleotide messenger RNA. RefSeq names its product zinc finger BED domain-containing protein 1-like. The coding region runs from base 1 to 489 and encodes 162 amino acids. NCBI's taxonomy places the organism in Eukaryota, Metazoa, Porifera, Demospongiae, Haplosclerida, Niphatidae. The record is from RefSeq and is a predicted model, not a curated record. The transcript has a single exon.
AUGAUUACCAGAGAUAUCCAGCCUGUAAGUAUUGUCGAUGACAUAGGAUUUCUAAAUCUACUAAGGGAAGCUAAGCCACGUUAUGUAGUUCCUUGUAGAUCUAAAAUAUCAAGGUGCAUUGAUGAUUUGUAUGUCUCUAAUAAAAGAAGAGUUCAAGGUCUAAUAGCAGAUGUAGAUUUCCUGUGUUAUACAACAGAUAUGUGGACUUUACAGUGUGGGGAAUCCUACCGUUCACUUACCUGUCACUUUAUAGCACCUAACUAUGAGAUGCACUUCCAGAAUCUACAGACAGGCCAUUUUCCCAGAACCCAUGAAUCCUCUCACAUAGCUGAAGCCCUUCUAUCAGCUGCUAAGGAGUGGUGCAUAAACAUUCCCAAACAGAUCGUCACAUUUACAACUGAUAGUGGGUUCAAUAUUGUAAAGGAUCUCGAUGACAUGACUAUACCACGUCUAUCAUGUGCUGGACAUACUUUAAAUUUAGCUGUAUAA